AUGCAAAUAUUUAAUACGAAUGCUCUCCAGCACCAAUCCAAAGUUGGACUUGGAUGGGGAGAACUUGAUCCAAAAGCUAGAAUAUGGCACGUUCCCAUGCCCAUGGAAAGACAUGCUGUCACUGAUCCAUUCAAAAGCCAAGAGAAGAAGUUGAAAGGAAGUCCUGAAAAACUCAUUACGUUCACAAAACUAGACAGAUAA
Molecule: messenger RNA, 201 nt
Organism: Dovyalis caffra
Lineage: Eukaryota; Viridiplantae; Streptophyta; Magnoliopsida; Malpighiales; Salicaceae
Source: the annotation of a GenBank genome assembly